GUAAAUAAAUAAUAGUCAAAUUGUCUUUUACUCCUCCCUGUUACAAAAAUAGACCUGUUAUGUCAGACCAGGGGAAUAGGAAGGAUAGUCACAAAAUUUAUGCAUUUCUUCCAAUUUGAUUUGUAAAACCUUUACAGUAUUUUAUAAUAUUUUAUUUAACUAAGAUUUAGUAUAUUAGAUAUUUAUAAAGUAGCCUAUAAGUUGUCAGUAUACAGUCCUAUGGUUAGUCUGUGAUGUUAGUAAAUGUUACUGGAUAAUAUUUCUACAUCAAGUUUGAGUUGUGUCUCUUUAUUCAGGAAAACGUAACUCUUGUUUAUUAUGAUUUUAAAGUUCAGGAUUGAAAUUGUGAUAAAAUGAGUGAUAAAAAAUGUAUUUUCUGUGAAAUUAGCAAUGGAAAUGACCCAAAAACUCGAAUAAUUUAUCAGGAAGAAGAUUAUGUUGUUUUUAAGGAUAUUAAACCGUGCACAAGUCAUCAUUAUUUAGUCAUACCUAAAAAACAUAUUCCAAACCCAAAACAACUCACUUCAAAACAGCUGCCAAUAGUUGAAAAACUAGAAUCCAUUGGUCGGCAAGUUAUAACAGAACAGGGAGGGAAUGUAGAAGAUGUCAGGAUGGGAUUUCAUUGGCCCCCCUUUAACAGUGUUCAACAUCUCCAUUUACAUGUGAUUUCUAAUACAGAUGAAAUGGGAUGGAUAGCUAGGGGAAUUUUUAAACCUGACUCUUUCUGGUUCGUGUGUGUUGAUUGGGUGAAGGAACGAUUAAGAAAGAUGGAAGUCAGGGAAAACACCUCAGACUCUAACAUGUGAGAAAGGCGAACAAUUUAUCUCUACGCAGUUAUUUUUUGGUACCAAUAUGUGGAAUUUAAUAUGAUUUGGUACUAUUGCUACUUUAAUUUGGUUAAAUUAAUGGAUUAUUAGAACAAACAUUCAAAUUGAAAACAACCACCAUUUCAGGAAGAGAAUAGAAGGUGAAUCCACCCCGGCGGGGUCCCAGCAAGUGAUAAUUAAGCCCCAGCAAAACGUUCAUCAGUUCAGUAGAGAUUGAUUCAUUUACAGUGUCUUUGUAAGAAAUCAAAAAGAUAAAGAUUUUGAUACGUUUUUGGCAGCACAAAAUUGUCAGAAAUGAGUUCUCUGGGUAUUUAAUUCUUCAAAUUUUCUGAGCAAAAAUCUGAGCCAUAGCACCAAUUGAUUCCUGGCGAGGGGGCUGGUUGAAUAGUAAGAUUCAGGCCAAUGUGAAAGUUUAAUAUUAAAAGGGAGAUAAGAAAUAAUUUGCUAACUUGAAUUGUUAAUGAUAUUAUAUAUUAUGUUAUAUUAAAUAUUGUUUAUAGUAAUACAGUGUAUAAAUUUGUUAUAUGAUGUCUUCUCAAUAGCUCAUUGGACAUUAUGUACGAACUUCUUGUCGACCCAGUUGUAAAGGGUACAGAUAAUCCGUGAAAGAUCAGUGCUUUGAAAGUUUUGCCCUUGGACCAGCUAGUUCAACCAAAGUAAUGCUUGUGAAAAUAUUUGUUUCUUUCUGUCUUUUUGUAGACGAUCGCCUUUCAACACUUCUUUUAGAUGAAAAUCCAUGUAAAUUAUCAAUAAAAUUUGUUUUACUUCUUUC
Lottia gigantea (owl limpet) is the source of this 1599-nucleotide messenger RNA. RefSeq lists its product as hypothetical. The coding region runs from base 354 to 806 and encodes 150 amino acids. The record is from RefSeq and is a predicted model, not a curated record. NCBI's taxonomy places the organism in Eukaryota, Metazoa, Mollusca, Gastropoda, Lottiidae. Gene Ontology annotation, molecular function: catalytic activity. The transcript has a single exon.